AUGACUGAUAAUACCAUGCAUCUUGUCAACUCCAGGAAAUCCUCCACAAAGCAUCCUGCUAGUCGAGCGGCAUCCAUCUCAGACGGCGAUGUGGUUGGCGAGGCUCAAAUCACCAUCGGAGGCCAUGUUGCAGAAUUACCACAAAGAUUCUCCGCAUUUUCCAUGUUGACGUUUGCCUUUGCAAUUCUCAACUCUUGGAUUGGAUAUGUCGGCGUCUUUACCACUGUUAUAUAUAUGGGGGGACUGGCUACUGCGGCGUGGGCACCACUCGUCGCUGCCAUACCAUGUUUUAUCAUCACUUGCGGACUCGCAGAGCUCGCAUCCGCUUUCCCUUCCACUGGAGGCCAGUACCAUUAUGCCUUUAUGGUAUCACCUCCCCGACUUCGACGACCGAUUGCAUUUACAACUGGCUGGCUGAGCAUCUUUGCCUAUCUGUUUACUAUAUCAUCAGCAUCUCUGUUUGUGGUGCAGACUCUAUUUCAGUUAGUCACCACCCAGAUGGGCGAUUUUGAGCCAGAGAGAUGGCAGACUUGGCUUGUUUACACAGGAUUACUGGUGUUCGCAACUGCAACUGUUUCCUUGUUCCCCAAAGCAUUGCCCAAACUCCAGACGGCAAUGUUCUGGUUCUCUGUACUUGCAUUGGGAGUCAUCUCGAUUACUCUUCUUGCGAUUAGUCCUACGAAGCAACCUGCAUCCAUGGUCUUCACAAAGUGGACCAAUCAGUCAGGAUGGAGUGAUGGGUUCUCUUUUAUUCUGUCCAUCGGCCAAUGCAUGUGGCUAUAUACUUGCGUGGAUACCGCUACCCAUGUGUCCGAGGAGGUUCCCAACCCAGGCAAGAAUGUUCCGAUUGCCAUGCUUGCGACUGUCGGGUUGGGCAUCGCUUCAACUAUAUUAUUCUCCUUUUCAAUGCUUUUUAGCUCUCAAGACUUCGACCGAAUUUCUACAUCUUCACUGCCUAUGUAUGAGCUAUAUCUUCAAGCAACACAGAAGACAUCACUGGCAAUCACGUUCUCUGCUUGGCUCAUCCUCAUCUACACGGGAACAGUAUUCGGCCUCAUCGUAACUACGGGGAAUCUCAUUUGGGCGUUUUCACGCGAUCAAGGCAUUCCUUUUUCUAGGUUCUUUGUCAAGAUUCACCCCAGACUCAAAGUACCAAUGAACGCGAACAUUGCUGCUUCAACUUUCUGCAUCCUUUAUGGGUUAGUGUAUAUUGGAUCUUCUGUGGCCUUCAACGUCUUCAUCUCGACAUCAAUUUUGAGUCUCAAUAUGAGCUACGCUAUCCCUCAAGUCAUGCUACUUUUUGGAGAUCGUACAAAGCUGCUCCCGCGCCGAUACCUGAGCCUUGGCAACUACUUGGGGCCUUUUUGCAAUGCCUUCACGGGAUUAUGGGUCGUCUUGUUCAUGGUUUUGUUCUGCUUCCCGUUGUUCAUACCUACUACUGCUGCUACAAUGAGCUACGUAAGUGUGGUGGUUACGGCCAUGCUUCUUUUCUGUGCGGCUCUUUGGUGGGGUGGAAAGCGAAAUGGUUUCAAUGGACCUGCUCUUAAUCCUGACGGAUCAUUCGUGAGCCACCAGAUCAUAAUACAGUGA
Clonostachys byssicola is the source of this 1590-nucleotide messenger RNA. NCBI's taxonomy places the organism in Eukaryota, Fungi, Ascomycota, Sordariomycetes, Hypocreales, Bionectriaceae. The record is from the annotation of a GenBank genome assembly.